Bacillus rossius redtenbacheri is the source of this 9391-nucleotide messenger RNA. RefSeq lists its product as uncharacterized. Gene Ontology annotation, molecular function: RNA binding. The coding region runs from base 110 to 1795 and encodes 561 amino acids. Gene Ontology annotation, biological process: maturation of SSU-rRNA. The transcript has 9 exons. The record is from RefSeq and is a predicted model, not a curated record. Gene Ontology annotation, cellular component: nucleolus; nucleus. Lineage: Eukaryota; Metazoa; Arthropoda; Insecta; Phasmatodea; Bacillidae.
AGUUCGUGACGGAGGCUGGUAAAACGCACGUGAAAAGAACAGUGAAGCGAUCAGCCGAUAAAUAAUGCCUAGAAAUUAAUUUCAAUGAAGUUUUGACAAACUAUUCACUAUGGCUAAGUUUAAGCAACCAUAUGUAUUGUGCCCCUUAAUCGGGCAAAGAACUUUAUUGGGUGUGGCAAAUGAUGAAGAUAAUGACUGUGUUAUUGCUACGUUAGGAAAGAACAUGAUCGUACGAUACAAGCUGCAGAACCAGAAGCAGAUCGGCAGCUGGGCCACCAAGGACAAGCUGACGAGCCCGGUGAUCUACGACCCGGUGGGCGGGCGGUACGUGGGCGUGUUUGCGCACAGCCAGCUGCGGCUGUGGUCGGAGAGCGAGGAGCGCCUGGAGGCCGUCAAGAAGCACAAGUUCCAGACGCCGAUCCACUGCGUGCUGGCGGGCAUCGACGCGGAGGGCCCGGUGGUGGUGUUCCAAAGCGGGCUGGCGACCCCCCUGGCCGCGGCCCUCGAGGCGAGGAAGAACGCCCCCGCCGCCGCACUCCUGAAGCCGGGCGAAGCGAUACAGGACUGCCGCCUGGUGGUGCACGAAGGCAUCAAGCAGGUCGCCAUUCUCGCCAAGACCCCGAAGGGGCGGGCGUGGUGCUACACGGUGCCCGUCUCCGAGGACUGGGCCUCGCACAGGUUCGAGCUGGCGCGUGACGACGCCCCGGAUGCCCGGCUGGCGGGACAUGCCUUCGCCUCCGACGGCACCUGCCGGCUCUUCUCGCUGUGGUCGGACGGACGGCUGUUCGUGCAGCCCGCGGUCACCGGCGAGGCGAAGGAGGCGCUGGCGGUGCUGACCGCGGUCAGUACUGCCAACCCCGUCUCCAUGCUGCCCCUCAGCGCGUCCCAGCUCGCCCUGUACGGGGCCGACCCCAGCGAGGAAGGGGCCGUGCUGGUGGUGUUCAACGUGCGCUUCGCCCUGGUGCAGUGCCAGCAGCACUUGAAGCUGUUCAGCAACCCGCCCUUGCUGUGGGGCUGCGGCCAGCACCUGCUCAUGGCCGUGGGCUCCAACCUGCUGGUGGUGCCGUGCCAGCUGGAACCGGAGCGCCUGGCCGCCGUGCUGGGCAGCCACCGCUCCCUGGGCCCGUCCGUGCCCCCCGGUGACGUGGAGCUGGUCACGGAGCUGCGCGAGGCCUCCUGGGGCCCUGCCCCCGUGCCUGCCUCGCCCGCCCUUGCGCCUGCCCCUCCCGACCUCGCCCGCCGCCUGCAGCAGCUGGAGGCCACCGGCUGCCCCCAGGCCUCGAUGGCGGGGCAGCUCCUGCCCGAGCUGCUGGCGGCCGGUGACGAGGCUGGUGCGCGCUGGUGCCUGCUGCACCUGGGCGACGUGCCGGAGGCCGCGCUGGUGGGCGUGCUGGAGCACUGCCUGGGGCGCGGGGAGCAGCGGGACGACGACGCGCUGCUGGCCGCCGCGCUGGGGGCGCGCUUCUCCGAGGCGGAGCUGCGGGCGGAGCUGCGGCGCCUGCCCCUGGACCUGGCCCUGGGCCUGGUGCGCGCGCUGCUGGCGUCCCCGGGCCACGCCACGCGCUGGCUGGCACCGCUGCUCGACGCCCACUACCAGGGGCUGCUGCUGGCCCGCGACCCGCGCGUGCUGGCCGCGCUCGACGCCGUGCGGCGGUUCGUGUCCGACCAGUUGGCGCAAGUGACUUGCAUGAGGAGUCUGCUGCCGCUGAUCGAGGCGGUGCGAUCGGGAAAGCAAAUCACCCAGAACCAGCGGAUCGACAGCCUGUACAGCAUCAAGCGCAUCACUCUGUGCUGAUCGUUCGAGCGACGCGUCACGGGCGGUCGUCUCGGUGCCCUGAGCACCGCGCAACUCGCCAGCAUCCUCACGGCCGCAGAGUAGCCGUGGCCACGCGCUGUACCUCGCCCCAGUCCCGCCGGAUGUCGUCCUCCGUCGUGUGCUGCGAGGCGACGAAGAACCUGCGUGGAAACGCAACAGGAAAAAAAUUUAUAAAUACCUUUUUUUUUUGUUCAAUAUUAGUUUAUCUUCCUGCUUCAAAGUGCGCUGAAGAUGUUCAGCAGUUAUUGUUUCACUUGAUAAAGAAUUAUGAAUUAAAUAAAUAAAAAAAAAAUUAACGUUUCCUACGUAACAGAUUGCCUGCUUGGAUGUAUCAUAGCUCAGUAGGUGAUUUGAAAAUGGUUGCUGAAAUGGAGAAAUAGCAUGUUUUGAAGGGUAACUACAUAAUUGUAUGGAUUUGAUCAUCUGCUUGCUCUUUAAACGAUAAACCAGGCAUGCCAUGAUAUGUGUCGGUCGUGCAUCUUGCACUUCCGGUGGACUUCUUGCACCAAGUCGAGACUGAUAAGUUUGAGAGAAAAAUAUGUUACAUAUCACGUGUUUAUUUUUUUUUGCACGAACGUGCUGGCUAAUCGGCAGUGUCCUUGUGACUCAAUGACAGUGGCUGAACGUUGUGGGCACGUUUGGAAUAAAUAGCAACCAUUCAAUUAUAUAUAUAUAUGUGUGAUUUGUAAAUUCUCUGUUAAUUUUGGCCAGGAAAACGUGAAAAAUUCAUGGAAGUAUUCUCGUGGCCUUGUUUAGCAGCCAUGUUUGAGAAAACAUACGUCUGACGUUGGAGGUGUUGGUACCAAUGACAGUGCCCUCCGGGUCGUCGCACCUGAUGGCGGAGAUGUGCCGCAGCUUGGCGAGGCUGCAGCAGGUGUUGCCCUCGCGGUUGAGCCGUGCCAGCAGUCGCUCCGUGAGGCAGUUGUCUCCGCGCAGCCGGAACACGGCCAUGCCCAGGUGGCUGGGCGCGCACAGCUCGAACCUGCGGUCGUCUCGUACCCACUGCACCAGCAGCCGGCACAAGCGCGCGCUCUGCACGCACAAACACACUGUUGGCCCCCUUGCAGCGUCUCGCAGUUCACUUCAAUCAUUUACUCGUCUAAAAUACUGAUAGUGUCAUAACAGGUAUUAGUUUCUGCUGUGCCGGAUGUAUAAUUUUUUUUUAUGUGAUAUCAAUUUUGAGUUAUUUUUCAAAAUUUUGUAAAUAAAAUAGUAUAAAUUGUAUUUUUCCCCCAGGUUUUAUAAUUUUUUACAAUCUGUAUUUGCUCAGUGCAUCUUCCGGCAGAUAAUUAUUGCAAGUGACUGCGAGCAUCUUUAAAAUUCCAUCAUUGUACAAAUUUUUACUUCCAAAGUUUCUAAAGCAUGGCUUCAUUCCUUGUUGAGUCACAAAAAGGGAACAUUGAAACAGUUCUGCCUUCUGUGGGUUGAUACGCGAGGUCUAUUCCCCCCUUAAUACGUCCCUACACUUUGUUUAUUAGCCAAGAGAAGGAAAAAUUAUGUUCUGUGGCUUCCUUUGAUUUAAAAUAUUCAAAUAGUUAACUGAUUACAAAGUGUGAAUGCAUAUUCCAUAUAACCGCGCGGUGUUUGAAUGUCCACUACCUAUUCCAAAUAUUUAGUCACAAUUUUUCUAUUUGAUGUAGUUUGUGUGUGCAGAAUUUUUUUUUUUUUUUGCUUUAACUUUUUAUUUGAUACUGUAUAACUGAAACUAUUGAGUCUGUCUGAAUAGUUGUUAAAAGCAUUUAUCUUAAUACUGUUUAUUUAAAUCCAAAUAGUUUUGAAAGAUAAUUUGUCUGCCGACUAUACUGCCACCAUUAAAUGGAAGCUUUACCCAUUAAAAAAAAAAAAUCUUGGUUGAUUUAUUUUAAUUUUCUGGCUAGUGGCAAAAGCACCCAUAGACAAAAUGGAAAUUAACAUUUUAGCAUAAAAUGUUUUAUGGGAAUAACUGCUUGGUGCUUGUUGGGAAGAGAUGCUGCAGGGAUUACCUCUCGCACGUAGGCUCGUAUCCCCUCCACGCCCGUCGACUUCAUCAUGAACCACACCUUGAGGGCGUGGAAGUAGCGGGUCAGCGACAGUUGGCGGUGCUGUGCAGGGCAGAGUAAUUAUUACUAUUGACUAUCCUAGUGAUAGAACACAAGAACCUGUUGGGAGGACAGAGGAACAAUUAUUUGUAUUGAAAGAAACACACCUUGCAUAUCGUCAAAUACAUAUUUUAAAAAAUGCUAUUUUUAGCAGUGUAUUGAAAAAUAAAAUGACUGCAAUCAAUUUAUUUAUUUACCAUCUAAGUUGCAUCAAAAAUAUUUGGGAUUGUGGAAUUAUUAUGUUGUGGCGACGUCAGGUGUUGUCAGGAAAGGUCUUACGGUAGUUAGUUUGGUUCAAAAAAAAAAAGAGGGUGGGGGGUAGCCAAGAAGAGUUCUUGCCCCUGUGUUUUUUUUAAUCACCAAGCUGUUAGAUGUUUUGUACUAGCAGGCUCAUGCAUGCCACGCUGUUUACAGUUUAUACAGUUGUUCAAAAUCUAAUUUUUUUUUUCCAAAGCACCGAUGGUGGGAACAUUGUGUUGUGGCAUGCAUAGGACACGGGCUGUUGUUCGGAUGCAGUUAUCAUUGUCAGUUACAAACUGCAAUAAUGUUACGAUGCUGGGAGUUCAUUGUUUGAACAGGAAUGAAAUUGUAUACAGUAGUGUCUUGUGUUCUGGCAGAUCACACCGCGAAGCUGACUGCUGUGGAAGCUACAGGCAUUUCACGAAAAGUCUUACAUCAUAACUUCAGAUGUAUGACUUUGGCUUGAAAUUACCGUUUUUACGUCAUUUAAUUUAUAAGCUUUGGUUUUUACCCCUUAAAGAUUAUGAAUAUCUUUAUAACAGUUGAUUUUGUAAGGAAAUUUGGUCUCAAACAGAAUAUUGAAAUGAUUUUGAAACUUUGAUGGACUUUUCCUUUGUCUUCUAUGCUUGACAAUUUUAUAAGAGUCAUGACAACUGGUUGAAAUUGCUAGAAAAAUUUCAGUGUUCAAUUUUUUCAUAAUUAAACUUACCAUGAGAUUUACUUCCAAACCUGUUGAAAAAAACAAAAGACAAACCAAUUAUUAGUAUUUUUAAUCACAUCAAAAAUGCAGUAAAUUGUUUUAAAAUUAAGGAUAUUGGAUGUAAAUAUAACCUAUUCUUAACAGUAAUUCCCAGUUGAGAAAUUGCUCCUCUUAGUAAGUCAAAAUAAUGUUGCACUUGAAGUAUAGACCUGACAUUUUAAAGAAGUUAGUCUGGUAAAUAGAGGUAAAUCUAACAUCAAUUCCUUUAUAAACUUCUUAAUAGAGUUUUACUCUAUACUGUACUAUAAAGAAGCAAUGUAAUUAGAAAACAAUCAAAAUUCCUACAUAAAUAUAGAUGGUGCACAGAUGAGUCAAAUGUCUGUAGUACAUGUCAUACUCUAACACAGAAGGUUUUGAGGUAAAAGAAAAAAAAACUUCUGAUGUCUUCAGAAUGCUCAAUAGCCAAUAGGAUGUAACAUAAAAAUCUAUUACAUUCUCAGGGAUACCACUGGUUUUCGGUCACCUAGUUGCAGGUGGUAGUUAAUUUAGUUUGUUUAAAAGUGACUAUUCUCAUUUACUGAAAGGUUAUUUUUAUCAAAAUCACAGUUUACUUCACUCACUGUUAUUGGCAAGUAAAUGUUUCCAGUUCAAGCACCAAAACUAAAGUGGCUUGAGUAAUUAAACAAUUUCAAUUCAUCAAGGCAAUAGCUAAACAGCUAUAUUACUCAUACCUUAUACUUGGAGAAUAUUACAGAUGGAAUAUAUCUACUCUGACGGAGACUCUGUCAAAAUCUAUUAUCUUCAGAGUAGUUACAAUACAUGAGCUCUCAACUUCACACAAGUUCAAUAUUAAAUUGGCCUCUAAUAUCACCAAGCAAUUCUAAUAAUGGGUAAUACACAUUUCAACACCAUGACCCAUGUCUUUCUCUCCUUCAAAAAGUUUAAGCUAAUUUCUUAUCUUAAUGUUACAACCAUAGCAGCCAAUCCUAUAAUUUGUUAUUACAUUUGAAAUUUGCAACAACUGAAACUGGCCAAAUACAGUGCUCCUAUCAAAUAACCGAGAGCAAGCUAUUGUGAUCCCAAUUAACAUCUUAUACAUACUGUCUUAUGAAAAAAUAUCAAAUUUUCAUUACUACAAUGUGAAUAAGCCAUCUGAAACACCAUACAGAUAAAAUUAUCUGUACUGCACUGCAUUCAAAUGCAUAGAUACUCAGUCUGAAGAGAUAUGUAUUGUCAUGAUAUGCGAAAACUGUUAAUUUUCUCUUAGUUGAUGAUAAUGAAAUUACAAUAAAGUUACAGAAAGACCUCUGUACUUAGGUAAGUUAAAGUACAGAUUAUUCACCACAUUAUUAAUUUGUUGCAUUGUACUUAAUGCCACACAAGUGCCAUUCUCAUUGUCCGCGCACCGAAAUAAAAAUUUGUCUAAAAGAAAACAGCGCAACUUUGAAUCUAUGACCCCGCUACUUCAAAUCAUGCUGUAAUUUAUUGGUGUAGUUAUUUCAAAAUCGCGCUAAUCAAACAGCGGCGGUUGUGCACUAAUCUUUGGAACAUGUUUGUAGUUAAAUUUGUCACCUGGUGUUUCAUUCCUUGUGUAAUCUUGCUCCAGCUUGAGUGUUUUUUCAACAAUGGACAUAUCCUUUACCCUGUAAAUACACAACAUCUGUAGUUUUUUUCCCAACAUUAAGUAUGUCAUCCCAAACAAUACUAAAUCCACCACUACCAGGUGCCAUUCAGUUGUAGGGUUACUGAUGUUAAAUGGAAAUGGGACCACACAUAGGUAGUUAGGUUACAGGAUAUCAUUCGAUUGUUUGAAAUACAUGAUAAAAAUAAAGACAAAACGAAAGUCUAUUUUGUUCAUAAAAACAAUCUAUUUGCAUACAGAAAUAAAAUAAUUAUCAACACAAGUCUCGAGCAGUUAAUAAAAACUGACAUUUUACAAUACAAAGCAUGGGUGGCGGCAGCAUGUCUAACUUUUUGAAAUAAUAAAAUUAAUCUGUUAAGUAUUUCUGCGUUUGAACUAACAACAGUUGGAAGAUUAAAUAAAGUAAACUUUUUCCAGUCUUUUUUUUAUUAAAUAAUGAGACAAGCAUCGUGUUAAAUAAAUUACUUUCAUUGAAUUUAAUAUUAAAAGAUUAAGUAUUUAUCUUCCAAAAUGACUUGAACAAUGUCAGUGAAGUGAGAAAUACUGCUGGAAUGACAAAUGACAUUGUAUAAUUUUAAUUUUGUUUUGUGGUGAAAUAAAAUCCAAUUAUACAUCUCUUUUGUGAAACACAUUGGACAGCAAAUUACAAGUGUAUCCAAAAAAUUUCUGAGAGCUGAACUUACUAUUGUUUCAGUUUUAGAAGAACUUUCGCACAAUCCACCAAACUCGAAAACGAAAAGCAAAGCAUAUCAACUCUACACAACUGCAAACAACUACAGCAUACAUACUGACUCUCUCAGUGAUUGCUGCCUAUUCCUCCAAACUUGAACUGGGGGAAACAACUACAACAAGUAACGUACAUGCUUCAAUCUCUUCGCUGUAAUGCCUCGAUGAAGUUUGCUGUCAUCUUUGAGAAAACUCAAAAAAUUUGUGAAGAAAAUUUUAAAUUUAAAUGCCUUUAAGUGGUGGCAAGGCAUAUCUAUAGAUCAAAUCAACCAUCUAAAAAUGUAUUAGAAUUCUUAAGAAUAUCUUUAUCCCAUACUUAGGCACUAUCGUUUCUUCUCUAAGAGAUGGAUUUUCUUCUACACUCAAAAAAGCAUUUUUGCUUAUACAGUUCCACCCAGAAAAUAUAAGAUAAGAAGACAAAUAUUCAUUUUCAGACAUUGCAAAAGACAAUGGAUUUUACAGAAUUUUAUUGCCGAGGCUACUACAUGGCAUAUGAUGUUUAAGACAAAUGAAGCAAGUGAUGCAGCCUUAAAUUAAUCCAUUGUUGAAUUACGCAGAUUUGAUUGCUCAGGCCACCCCAUUUUACCUUGCUGUAUGCGAGGCAAUCAAGAUUGGCCUGGCUAUUCCAGCGACAAUAUGUAACAUUGAACGUUCAUUUGGUGUGUUACGACGUGUCUAGACAUAGACUCGGUCAACGAUGGGGACGCGAGACUAAGUAUGCUCAGUAUUCGUAGGAGAAAGGUAGAAGACUCUGAAUUCAUUGACAUUUUUUGUACAGAAACCUAGACACCUCAGGUGGUUACUCACACAGUGACACUUAUAAUAAAAAUUUUAUUUAUUAAUUUUUUCUGAUUAUUUUCUUCCAUGGUUGGAGGUGCAAGUACACCCCUUUGUCCAUGAUACAAAGUGACAUAAAAGUGAAAACUAAAAAUACAGGCCAAUGAUUAAAAAUAAGCAAUAUUCAUAAUAAGAUAAAAGUUCUGUACAAAAUCCACAAAUAAUAAUAAUAUUCCGCUCAAAAAUGACAUGAAAACAACAUGAAGUGGCUAGAUCAGGUAGAAAUUUUUCAAAAUCUUAAUGACGCUAGAAGGGUGGUUUAAAUGAAGUAAUUUCUGAGAACUUCAGAUGAAAAAAAAAACACUGGAAGUAUUAUUUUUAGUUUGAAAGCUGGGGUACCUGUUCAGCAUCAGUCACAGCAGGUAACUCCCAGGAUACUCUUUAUUUCCUAUAAUACUGCAGCCCUGUAAUUUCUCCAUUUCAUUGUCUCAUUUGAUGAAAUACUUUAGAGAAAGAUGAUUUUUUUUAUCCUGUAUCAAGGGCGUCACCAGCCGAUGGCUGGGAAGGGGGGGGGGGGGGAGGCAAGUUGUGGGAAAAGUAUGUAUUUUUUUUUUUGCAUUUGGCUACAUUUUUUUAAAUCUCUAGGGCUCUAAGGGGGAGGGGCAACUGCCCCCCUACCCCCACCACCCCACCCCCAGGCGAUGCCCUUGUCCUGUAUUCUUUUCCUUCCAGAUAAGUUAGUGCCAUCACCAUUCUGGACCACUCAUGUGAACAUUUUCAGAAAAAAAAGUUUAAAUGUGUGCUAUUAGGAAAUAGCGAAUGGAGGGUUGUAAUAAUUUCUGCGACUGCACCGGGCGCUUGUCCACGUGUGUCGGUACGCUCUCACCACAUGACGCAGCUGUAGAAGUUGACGAGCAUGAUCUUGCAGGGCAGGAAGCUGAGCGAGUCGGCGUGCUCGACCCCCGCCAGCCAGCCGCGGAACUCGGGGCACGCGAAGGCCGUCCCGGCGUACGCAGCGUCUACGUGGAGCCACACGCCUUCGCUCGCGCCUGCAACAAGCUUUCACAAGUAAUCAGAGACAGACUAUGAUGUGAACUUAGAUGACUAAUGUGAAUAGGACUAGAAAUAGACAGAUUGAUUUAAUUGAUCUAAUGUUCAACAAACUCUGCUACCUAAUUAAUACUUAUUUUAAUUGUUUAACAUAAUAUCCAUGAUUAGAAAUUUGUAAUAUAAUUGUUAUGCUAGCUAAUGUAUAUAUUGUACAUAUAUUAGAAAUAGUGUAUGUAAUCCAUAUACAUGUAUUUCUUAAAUUUUGUAACCUGGUUGACAAGCCCUAUAUUCAGAGAGCCACUGCUCAUCAACUGUGAGUCUAUUGGGUGCUGAGAAAAUAAAUAAAACAUAAAAAGACAUUA